Epinephelus fuscoguttatus (brown-marbled grouper) is the source of this 5438-nucleotide messenger RNA. RefSeq names its product growth hormone receptor a (gene ghra). The transcript is spliced from 10 exons. Gene Ontology annotation, biological process: cytokine-mediated signaling pathway. The record is from RefSeq and is a predicted model, not a curated record. Gene Ontology annotation, cellular component: external side of plasma membrane; membrane. Gene Ontology annotation, molecular function: cytokine receptor activity; protein binding. The coding region runs from base 395 to 2311 and encodes 638 amino acids. NCBI's taxonomy places the organism in Eukaryota, Metazoa, Chordata, Actinopteri, Perciformes, Serranidae.
CUGUGGUCAUAAUGGAGCAGAUUGGAUUGUUGGCGGAUGAGGGCGCUUCACCGCCAUUUGAAACUCACACACACACACUCACGCUCAGUGGCUCUGUCCGAGCUACGUAGCGUGUGUAUCCCUGAAAGUAGAGUAGAUGAUGAACUGAGCAGCUGAUAAGACAAGGAAAAUCUUCACCACGACAGCGACACAGAUCCGAGAUCAAUGAUCGGGUGAUGUGAAAGAUCCCGAUCGGAGGAGAUCUUACUCGGCCGAGCAGGCUGAAGUGGAGAAGCAGGACUUUUUGUCGUGCCUGUUGGUGCUCACGCUGGCCAUCAGAUGACCAAGUUGUGAAAAGUCGAUCUGCGCUGUCUUUGCAGUUUUUCUCCCCAGCUUGAGACUUCGAAACAACAUCAUGACUGUCUCGUCCUCCUCCUCCAAUGUCGUAGUCCUUCUCCUAAUUUCCUCCCUGGAUUGGCUGUCCACUCCUGGAUCAGCGUUUCUCAUGGGCCGGGACCACGUGACGUCACCAGCUCCCGUGGAACCUCACAUCACAGAGUGCAUAUCGAGGGACCUAGAGACAUUCCGGUGUUGGUGGAGUCCAGGUGACUUCCACAACCUGUCCUCCCCUGGAGCACUCAGAGUCUUCUACCUUAAGAAAAACUUGCCCACCAGUGAAUGGAAAGAGUGUCCAGAGUACCUUCAUUCAAAUAGGGAGUGCUUCUUCGAUGGAAACCAUACAUCGGUUUGGGUCCCCUACUGCAUGCAGCUCCGCGGCCAAAACAACAUCACAUAUUUCAACGAGGACGACUGUUUCACUGUGGAGAAUAUUGUACGGCCUGACCCACCAGUGUCUCUAAACUGGACUCUGCUGAAUAUAAGUCCCUCCGGGCUCAACUAUGAUGUCAUGGUCAACUGGGAGCCCCCACCCUCUGCAGACGUCGGGGCGGGCUGGAUGCGCAUUGAAUACGAGAUCCAGUACAGAGAGAGAAACACCACAAACUGGGAAGCAUUGGAAAUGCAGCCACACACCCUGCGGACAAUCUACGGUCUGCACAUAGGAAAAGAGUAUGAGGUGCACAUCCGCUGUAGGAUGCAGGCCUUCACUAAGUUUGGAGAGUUCAGCGACUCCAUCUUCAUUCAAGUGACUGAGAUUCCCAGCAAAGAGUCUACCUUCCCGCUCACUUUGAUUCUUGUUUUCGGGAUUGUGGGCAUCCUCAUACUCAUCAUGCUAAUCGUCGUCUCUCAGCAGCACAGAGUGAUGAUGAUUCUGUUGCCACCGGUUCCCGCACCCAAAAUUAAGGGCAUCGAUCCAGAGCUGUUAAAGAAGGGGAAGCUGGAUGAGCUGAAUUUUAUCCUGAGUGGUGGAGGUAUGGGUGGCCUGCCCACAUACACCCCAGAUUUCUACCAAGACGAGCCAUGGGUGGAAUUCAUCGAGGUGGAUGCUGAGGAUGCAGAUACCGGAGAGAAGGAGGACAACCAGGGCUCAGACACCCAGAGGCUCCUCAGUCUGUCCCAGCCCGUCAGCCACCAUAUGAACAUAGGCUGCUCCAAUGCUGUCAGCUUCCCUGAUGAUGACUCAGGCCGGGCCAGCUGUUACGACCCAGACCUGCCUGACCAAGACACCCUAAUGCUGAUGGCCACCCUGCUGCCAGGCCAACCCGAGGACGGAGAAGCGUCCUUCGAUGUUGUUGAAAGAGCCCCAGCCCCAGAGAGAGGCGAGAGGCCCCUCGUCCAAACCCAAACUGGAGGGCCCCAGACUUGGGUCAACACAGACUUCUAUGCCCAGGUCAGCAAUGUGAUGCCUUCUGGGGGUGUGGUACUAUCUCCUGGCCAGCAACUCAGAAUCCAGGAGAAUACAUUAGCCACAGAGGAGGAGACACAAAAGAAGGGAAAAGAGCACAAAGGCAGCGAGGACACUGAGGAGAACAAGCAGAAAGAGCUGCAGUUUCAGCUGCUGGUCGUGGAUCCUGAAGGCAGCGGCUACACCACAGAGAGCAACGCCCGGCAGAUCAGCACUCCCCCCAGCUCCCCCAUGCCUGGCGAGGGUUAUCAAACCAUACACCCUCAGCCAGUGGAGACCAAACCUGCCCCCACAGCAGAGGAUAAUCAAUCCCCUUACAUUCUUCCUGACUCUCCCCAAUCCCAGUUCUUUGCCCCUGUUGCAGACUACACAGUGGUACAGGAGGUGGACAGUCAACACAGUCUGCUCCUCAACCCGCCUCCCCGCCAGUCUCCUCCUCCCUGCGUGCCACAGCACCCACUCAAGGCCCUACCUGCUAUGCCAGUGGGGUACAUCACCCCAGACCUCCUGGGGAACCUCUCACCAUGAAAUGACAAUGCCAUCAGGCCUUUAAAGAGUAAGGUUGAUCGACCAGGAAGUCCCCUGCAGUCACAAAAGCCUGUUUCUACCUGAUUCCUGCUGGAAACCAAAUAACCCACAGCGCACAGUGCGGAUGAGAGUGUACAGGUGUUUGUUUUCAGAGGGUGCCGAAAGGGAGACGUGGAAAGCUACCGAGCUGUAUUCUUGACUCUUUUACAUGUGCUACAUCAGUUAAUUUGAUGCAAAGGCAGCCAGAAUUAAACAUCGCAAACCAAAUGCACAGUUCUGCUUUAUAUGUCGACAUCAAUGCACAAGAUACACGCAGAUAUAAGGCUGAGACUGCGAUUGUAAUGAGUCAAAAAAGCACCAGCUCACUGCUUAACUGACAUCUCUGGCUAAGUGUGUGUAGAGCAGUGGCAUUGUUGAAGUCUUAAUCUAACAAAAAGAUGUCAGUGUUUGAUUGACCGAGAGAAGACGAGCAGAUUCUAGUCAUGCUUUUCACACCACACCAGGAAAAAGUCGUUGAUACCUUUUGCUGGCAGAGAUGUUUUGCCGCUCAAUCGUGGCUUAUUUUGUAUUAUUACAUUUAUAUUUCAUACUAUCCUAUAGCACCUAAAGAAAAAAAAUCCACCCUAAAAUACAGUCAAAAACACUACUAUGCAGUUUUACCUUGCAUUUCUGGCUUCAUUUUGUUUCAUGGUAUGCUGUUCAUAUUCUCAGACUACGUGGCCAAAAGUUAUAUGAUGUCAAGAUGUUCUCUAUUUUUCUACAGCCACAACAGAGUUUAAUAGAAGACAUACUUUCAACCUCUUUACAGUACAAAUGCACAAACACAGACGUGAGUCAUUGGGACAAGACUAUUUUAUCUCUUUCCUCCCUUAGGGGAUUUAUAAGGCAUUUUGGGAAAUGAAGGUAAUCCCUAACUUAAGUCGAAGUAGAAGGGAUGAAUGAAAGGAAAAUUUCAUCACAAAUUCCCUGGAAUGCAUUGAAUAUUGCAGCCUGAUUUUACAUGUCCCAGCAUGGAAUUGUUAUUAUUCCGUUUAACUCUGACAUGUGUGCUGAUAACGUAUCGCUUACAGCACCAAACAGCCGUUCUUGUAGCAAGGAGGAGGGAUUUAUUCAGUUUCACCUACAGCUGGGAGCCACUCAGUACAGACUGUGCUUUGGUACACUGAGCACCACCAAGUGCCUUGCUGAAGGGCACAAUGAUAUAGUUAUUGAGCUAAAGGGAAGACACGUACACACGCACACACACACACACACACACCUGUCAUUGCAUUUCAUCCUGUGACAGCAGCCGAGCCUCACCUAUACAACCAGCACUCACUCAUAAUUAUGUAAACCGAAACGUUAGGAGCGAGUUUUCUGCUUGGGAGUUGUACUCUUCUCAUGUUGCAUUGUUACUGCAGGGACAGCAACUGGAACAAGUUGGACGACUGUGAAAGUAUGUAAUAGCUGUAAUUAGCUAACCUUUUAUACUUAUAAUCUGCCAAGUACACGUGUUAACAACCUGUGCCUACAAUAGUGUUAUUGGCUUGCCGUUUCUGUGCUAAAUUGUGCUUACGGAAUUAGGAUUUGUGCAUUUAUGUAUUGCUUUGUACAGGCGGGUACUGCUAUGUGAUGGGUGAAGUGGUGCAGAGAUUCACAACUAAAAGCAUGCACUAACACACACACUGCAACAUAAAUAUUUGCCUUAAUUGAUUUUUAAUUUUGCCUUUGUGUCACAGUCGUAAAAAAAAUGAUGAGCUGCAAAUUGUGGAAGAAAAUGGCUGCAAGGGCGAACAUAUUUUGAGGCCACUUAACCGUAAUUUGCACAUUUCUGAUCGUGCUCGUAAAACUGACCACAAUUCCCAAACCAAAAAUGUUGAUAAGGGCUCAAAAGGCUUUGAGUUCCAACUUUGAUAGAGUAAUAAAUACACAUAGAAGUGAGUGUAAUUGUGUAAUUGUUACUUUGCCCCCAUAAUUCUCUUAUAAUAAGUAAAUUUAGGACAAAAACGUAGGCAGAAUCAUUUAGUCUGAUUGUGUAAGCUUGUCCUUGGUUUACUGACAAUGUAAUCUUUUUUUGUAACAGCCCGUGUGUGUAGGAGGAUAGCAGAGGCAACCUUUUGUAAAGGUUUUAAGCAUUCAGUGUAUGAAUCUCAUUAGACUUUAACAAUACACCUACGACAAACAGCAGCAUAGCAUAAUGGACACAAUAAGCUAUCGAAGCCUAGGCUUAAGAGUUUGCGCGGCAUGCAUGGUUUUGUGAUGCAACACAAUGAACUUUCAUUACAACAACUCCGUGAAUGAGGCAGGAGCAUUGUUAUUGUCUAACAUCAAGGCGGCCUCCAAAUGAGGACAUCUCACCAUAAACAAAACAUACUUCACCGUGGAAAGGAAACACAUCCUGCCUCUGAAUAGCGUCGUCGGAAUCAUCCUUGAGAAAGGUGGGCCGAGCCGUCACAAUGGGUCUUUUGUAUCAGACAAUCCCAUAAUGAAGAGAGACAAAGCGAGAGCCAUAAAAUGACCAUUUUUAAAAAAAACUGUGAAUACGAUAGAUACGUGCCAUUUCUCUUUCUCUUUCUCUGUCCCUCCGUCUGCCUCUCAGAGCUCAGUGUUCUGUUGUCGCUGCCUCGUGCUGAUGAUACCAGCAAGUCAAUGCUGUUGCAGAAAUGUCUUAAUAUAUUUAGUGCUGUAAGAUUACAAGUAUAUAUUUUUAUGUCAUUAAUGUUACUAAUCACACUAUAUUGCUGCUCGGUACAUGUAUUUUUUUUUUCCUGCAUUCAGCCUUACUGUGGUGGAAAGGGGUCAUUUAAAAGAGAGCGCACAGAUCUCUGUGAAUGUUCGGGGAUGAUACUGAUAUCUGAAAAUGGGCUGUUAUCAGGAGCAACAAUAGGACAGUGUUGCCCUCAAGUCAAGACGUAACACAGUCACCUAAUGAUGUUCAGCCAACUUUAAGUGUUCCCAUGCAUCCAAAGAUCCCCACGAGGCUCUCUGUGUACAUGAAGGAAGAUCAGAUACAAGGGGAGGGCGAAGCACGGCUAAGGUUCUGUUUCAGUUGUACCGUGAUGAUUGUGAAUGCAUGCAAACUGGAAUAUGCAAUGCAAUUACGAUAUUGAGGAAAAAUAUGUUAAAAAAAAAAAAAAAAACAGAGAAA